AUGAGUGGAAUAGCAUAUAUGAGAUAUAAGAAAGUAUGGCCAAUAAUGAUGAAUGAUAAUAUUUGUGCCCUUGUUUUGACUUUAAUUAGCUCUUACCCUUUGUUUUUGGAUAUACAUUUACUCAGACUAAACCUAUUUAUUGGGCUUGUUUUGUAUAUUAUUGAUAAGACAACAACUUUAAUCUAAAAAUUGCCAUACCUUCGAAUAAUCAUCUUGGACAUAUUCUGCUUAAUUUUUGUUGAGAUAUUACAUUUACUAUGCUUUACAAAUUUCUAUAAAUUAUGCAGAAUAUUCAUUGAAUUUAUUCGAAUAAUGCUGUGGCUAUUUAUAAUAAUAUAUAGAUAGCAGGAUAAAACUAGUUUUUUGCUAUAUGUUAGUGUAGGAUUAUAAUUUUUUUGGGUUUACAUUUACUUUUUCAAGAAUUGA
Messenger RNA from Paramecium tetraurelia, 426 nucleotides. RefSeq lists its product as uncharacterized. The transcript has a single exon. The record is from RefSeq and is a predicted model, not a curated record. NCBI's taxonomy places the organism in Eukaryota, Ciliophora, Oligohymenophorea, Peniculida, Parameciidae.